UAAGGACUGCCCAUAACCACCAACCACAAAGUCUUCUUACAGUCUUUGUCUACUUAAACCCAAAGCCCAUAACCUAGAAAUUUCGCGGUCUUCCCCUAGCCCACGAUUGCUUCUCAAACGCAAAAUUUUUCUAUCUUCUGUCCUACUCGAGGAGAAAACAGAAGACUUUAUUUCAUGCUUCGACCUCCACUCAAUUUAUCGGCAAAUACGUGUUUGUUUCGGAGAAAGUCCAUAAGUACUCGUUAAAUAUAUCUGCCCAGCAUGGCUUCCGCAGGAAUUGUGAAUAUUCGUCGCGAUGUCGAUGACAAGUUUUACCGCUACCGCAUGCCGCUCCUUCUCACAAAAAUUGAAGGCAAAGGCAAUGGUAUCAAAACCGUCGUUCCCAACAUGGCAGAUGUCGCUCGUGCCCUAUCUCGCCCUCCCACCUAUCCUACCAAAUUCUUUGGCUGUGAGCUCGGUGCACAGACCUCCUCUGAUGACAAGAAUGAACGCUACAUCGUCAACGGCGCUCAUGACGCCUCUCGCCUUCGGGAAUUGCUUGACGUCUUCAUCGAUAAAUUUGUUCUUUGUCGUUCAUGCAAGAAUCCUGAGACAGAUCUUAUCAUCCUCAAGAGCGGUCGCAACGAGGAUAUCGUCAGGGAUUGCAAAGCUUGCGGUGAGAGGACGGACGUCGACAUGAAGCACAAGCUCGUCACCUUCAUUUUGAAGAACCCGCCUAAGAACCCCAAGAAGAGCAAGAAGGGGGCCAAGGGUGAGACAAAUGGAAACGGCGGCGGAGUGCACGCGUCAGCUCCAUCUGUUCCUGGUGACGAACAUAGUGGCUCUGGUGGCGAUAGCGAUGAUGAGCUUACCAAGAAGAUCAAAGCCGAUGCCGCUGAGCUUACCACAGAAACCAAGCUUGCAGCUCAAGAUUGGUCGGCUGAUACCUCUCCCGAGGCUGUCAAGGCUCGCGUUAAGGCGUUGGAGAGUCAGGUUGGCGGACUAUCACUUACGCCUGCUGGCGGCUUGGGAGAUGAUGAGGGCAGUGAUGACGAUGUCAACAGCCCCUAUGCUCAGUUUGGUCGUUGGGUCGAAGAGAACAAGGGCGAAGCAGGCAUUAGUGCAGUGCAGAUCUACCAGAAGGCUCAAGAGUUUGGCGUCGAGAAGAAACACAAGACUGUCCUAGUUCUUGUUCAAGCGCUGUUCACCGAGGACGUUGUGAAAGAGAUUAAUACAUACAAGGCCCUGCUCGCAAAGAUGGCCACCUCCGAGAAGCACCAGAAAGCUCUCUUGGGUGGAAUUGAGCGCCUCGUUGGGCUCACCCACCCCGAGCUCAUCCCUUCCGUACCAAAAGUCCUUAUGGCGUUGUACCAGAUCGAUGUCUUGGAAGAAGACGUGGUGACUCAGUGGGGUACUCAUGUCAGCAAGAAGUACGUUGAUAAGGAGACGAGCAAGAAAGUGAGGAAGGCCAGCGAGCCGUUCUUAAAGUGGCUUGAGGAUGCAGAUGAUGACGAAUCUGAGUGAUGUGUAGAUAUGUAGUCCUCAUUUAUGUUUCUGUUUUUACUUUUCAUAUCUUGUCUUUUGUUCGCUAAUAAUACUAUUGGUUACCGCUCGCUCGUGCAUCCUCACAUUUCGUGCAUCCCUCAAAACCACACUUUUCCUACUGCAACUUGUCAAACUACUACGUUCAUUUGAAAUAAUAGUACACAUCGUAGCGGCGGCGAGCCGCCAGUCCCCGACUUUGCCUCUCAUGCCAAG
Suillus fuscotomentosus is the source of this 1737-nucleotide messenger RNA. Its product is annotated as domain found in IF2B/IF5-domain-containing protein. NCBI's taxonomy places the organism in Eukaryota, Fungi, Basidiomycota, Agaricomycetes, Boletales, Suillaceae. Bases 262 to 1503 code for a protein of 413 amino acids. The record is from RefSeq and is a predicted model, not a curated record. Gene Ontology annotation, molecular function: translation initiation factor activity; eukaryotic initiation factor eIF2 binding; GDP-dissociation inhibitor activity. The transcript has 3 exons. Gene Ontology annotation, cellular component: cytosol. Gene Ontology annotation, biological process: formation of translation preinitiation complex; formation of cytoplasmic translation initiation complex; translational initiation.